This is a messenger RNA of Penicillium subrubescens, 2511 nucleotides long. RefSeq names its product putative transcription regulator BDF1. Gene Ontology annotation, cellular component: chromatin; nucleus. The coding region runs from base 1 to 2511 and encodes 836 amino acids. NCBI's taxonomy places the organism in Eukaryota, Fungi, Ascomycota, Eurotiomycetes, Eurotiales, Aspergillaceae. The transcript is spliced from 3 exons. Gene Ontology annotation, biological process: regulation of DNA-templated transcription; chromatin remodeling. The record is from RefSeq and is a predicted model, not a curated record.
AUGGCGACCCCGCCUCCAGAGGCUCCUCCGGUGAUGAAGGAGGACAAGCCUCAGCUGCCUCCCUCUCCCACAGGUGCCUCCGCGCCAGAUGUCGCGCCAAGCAGUGCCCCAGUCGCGACCCCCGACAUCAAAACGGAUGGCCCCGCCUUGACUGAGAAUCAUGCAACUACCAUGAAUGGCAAUGCCUCCCACCCCUCCUCGAUUGCCAACGGUACGGGCUCUGCGGCUUCUCCUCCCAAGUCACCUGUGGUGGAUGCGCCCGAGGUUGCUGCGCCGACUCUUUCAGCUCCGACUGAUACCCCACCUUCCUCUGCGCUACCUGCACCACAGGAGACAAAGGCGCCAGAAGAGACGGCUACUCCCACUCCCACUCCCACUCAACCCGCGGCCACUGAUUCUGUCGCCCCCGCUGCGACCAACGGCUCUGCUGAGAAGAGCGAUGCCAACACCCCACAAACCUCCUCCAUCCCCGCUACUGGAAGCAUGCCCCCUGGACCUUUCGAUGGUGGAAGUGAUGCGAUGGCUAUGGAUGCGCCAGAGGAACCUUCUGCCGCUCCAGUGAAGACCGAACUUCCCCACCACCCAACCACCGAACCCGCUACUCCCAGCUUGCCUCCUCUCCAAACUGAUCACGAAAUGAGAGACGCUCCGAUGUCCCCCUCCAAGAUGUCUCGGGAACGUGAGAUUGACCCAGCCGAGGAGCCGGCGGCCAAGCGGACCAAGGUUGAGAACGAGGAUGGCAAGCCUGCCAUCAACAAGGCUCUAGAGCUACCUACUCCUGCCACUGAGACUCCUGGUCCCGUUUCGACUGGUGAUCAACUUCCCAUGACGAAAAUGCAGCAUAAAUUUAUCACGAAGCAGAUCUCCAGCUUGAAGCGCAUGCAUGACUCGCGCUUCUACCGAGUCCCCGUGGACCCUGUCGCCCUGAACAUCCCCAACUACCCAAGUGUCAUCACCCGCCCCAUGGAUCUGGGUACUAUCGAGAAGAAGCUGAAGGCCAACCAAUACGCCACUCCCAAGGCAGUCGUGGAUGACUUUGCUCUGAUGGUUCAGAACGCACACACUUUCAACGGACCUGAUCACCUGGUUUCCCAAGAGGGUGCGAAACUGCUCGGUGCCUUCAAGAGACAGAUGAACAACCUUCCCAAGGCUGAUGAGGUAGAGGAGAAGAAGAAGCCCAAGAAAGCGACGGAGAAGACCUCGGCUGCUCGACGUGAGCCCCGUACCUCCCUUGGUGGUCAACCGGUGGCCCCGGUCCCCUCUAUUCCAGCCCCAGUUGUGCCUGCUCCCAAGGCGACUUCGCCUCAGAGUGCUACCUUUGCAUUGGGCCCGGAGGGUCUUCCUGUCAUUCGUCGGGACUCUGCCAACGCAGAUGGACGUCCCAAGCGUUCCAUCCACCCCCCGAAGCGUGACCUUCCCUACUCUACCAAGCCCAAGAAGAAGAAGUACCAAUGGGAGCUUCGAUUCUGCCAGGAAGUUCUCGAGGAGCUUUACAAGCCGAAGCACUCCGUUAUCGCCAUGGCUUUCUACUACCCCGUGGACCCCGUUGCUCUCAACAUCCCGACAUAUCACAGCGUGAUCAAGCACCCCAUGGAUAUGUCGACCAUCAAGGCCAAGCUCACCACCGGUCAAUAUGAAAAUGCCAAGGAGUUCCACUCGGACGUCAAGCUGAUGUUCAAGAACUGCUACCGCUUCAACCUGGAGGGAGAUCCGAUCUACCUCGCCGGAAAGAGCCUGGAAGAGGUCUUCGAUAAGAAGUGGAGUGGCAAGCAGGAGUAUCUUACUAAGCACGAGCCUCCCAAAGAGGACAACUCGGAGUCCUCGGAGGAAGACAGCGACGAAGAGGCCGAGGAAAGCGACGAGGACAUGGAGAAGAUCAGCAUGCUGCAGCGACAGAUUGCCGAGAUGUCCCGCCAGGUCGAGAUGAUCCAGAAGAAGAAGAAGACCCCUCCUGCGAAGAAGGGUUCCAAGUCUGGAAAGUCCGGUGCCAAGAAGGAGGCCAAGAAGAGCAGCGGCAAGAAGGAUAAGAAGAGCAAGAGCUUCUCCAAGGUUGAGAAGACACGCAACAUCUCCUACCAUGAGAAGCAGAUCAUCUCCAAUGGUAUCAGUAGCCUGCCCGAUAAGAAAAUGCAGGAAGCACUCGGAAUCAUUCAGCAGAACGUUCCUGCUUUGAAGGGUACUCAGGAGGCCGAGAUUGAGCUGGACAUUGAUGAGCUGCCUAACGAAGUGCUGCUCAUGCUGCUCAAGUUUGUGAAGAAGAACGUCCCACACAUCAUGGAUGACGAGGAGCCUCUCCCUGUGGGUGCCAACGUGGUCCCCGCUGCUCCCAAGCCAAAGAAGAACAAGCCUAUGAGCAAGUAUGAGCAAGAGGCUCAGAUCAACAUGCUUGAGAGCAACUUGUCCCGCUUCCAGGGUGGCAGCGGUUCUCCAGCCCCCAUGCCUUCCGUCGAGGCCAACGAGUCUAGCGACGACGAGUCGGAUGAUGAUUCGGAGGAGAGCGAGGAGGAGUAA